This is a messenger RNA of Anopheles aquasalis, 6006 nucleotides long. Its product is annotated as solute carrier family 41 member 1. Gene Ontology annotation, biological process: monoatomic cation transport. Gene Ontology annotation, cellular component: plasma membrane. The record is from RefSeq and is a predicted model, not a curated record. Gene Ontology annotation, molecular function: monoatomic cation transmembrane transporter activity. Lineage: Eukaryota; Metazoa; Arthropoda; Insecta; Diptera; Culicidae.
UCGACCCACGGGCCCACGAGCGUGCGUCUAGUCCCCGAGACCCAGAAGCGAGAGCAGCGAGAAGCUGAAAGAAGGGGUUGGUUUUUGUUUUUGGUUUUUGGUUCCGGUUUCGCCCUCUCUGGCUCACGCGCCCGCCCGUCUCUGUUUCUGUUCUCUCACUUCCCCCCGCCCCGCCCACCCCGUCCCCGGUCCCUUCAUUAAUCCGGGGCCGCAGGAGUCUGGUUGGUGUUCCGCCGGUGUUCCGCCGCGCACAGCCGGGUCCGGACAAACCCGAGUCGGGUGAGUGGACGAGUGUGCAACACACGAGAGUGCAUCGGUGUGUGCGUGUGUUUGUGCGUGCGUGCGUGCGGUGCGGUGCGGUGCGCGUGUGAAGUGCCCGCACCAGUAGUGCUUCGAUCAAUUGGCGGCGUUUGCAAUCAAAACCAACAAAUCAACACCCACCAAUCGUCUGUUGGCCCUGGUGUCCUGGCCCUGGUGAGUCCCUGGUAUCCUCGGAUCGGUUUGCGGCUUAUGUAACGGGACCAGAACGCCAACACAGAAGUCGCCGGAAGUCCGUCCCCCGUUUGGAAGCACGUUUGUGUGUUUGUGCCAGACUACGUACGUGGACGACGACGACGCUUCGCAAAACAAUCAACAUUCCGGCAACGUGGGCCCAAGUGUACUCUACUAGUGCAGCAGCAGCAAAUCAACCGACGUGCGACGACAGCAAACCCGGAGGAGUAGUAGUGUGUGUACCCCAGGACGUGUGCGUCGGUGUGCCAGACCAGCGAAGCGGGUCAGCCUGGAGUGGCUAGCGGGUCUGUGUGGUCCGUUGACGCCGUUGCGACGGUCAGUGCCGGGCUUGGGUGGACGUGCCGGAACCGACGGCAGCAGCAGCAGCAGCAGCAGCAGCAGCACGCUCGGCCAGCCGUCCCCGGAUCGCUGGAUCGCUACCGGAGCGCGAUCGUUCGGCCUCGGCCGGCCCACCAUCGUACGGGUGCUCGGGCCACCGGGCCACAUGGCAGUAGGCGGAAGCCGGUGCAAGCUGCCCUGCCGAUAGACGGACCCGGCCCGUACCAGGACUCGUGCUCUCUCUCUCUCGCUCUCGCAUCAAGUAAGCGCACGGCGCCCGCCUCGUCAAUUAUCCCUGGGAACGGGCAGCAGCAGUAGAGUGACAAAACUAACAGGCGGUACCAGGCGGCAGCGAAAUAAAGCCGAGUGCCACCGCGUGACCACGGGAUAUCCGGGGAAAGAUUGGCCGCCCAGAAGAUGAAGCCAAACAGUGUGGCUAGCGAGCUGCGACCGGCGGUAACGGUGGCGGACGGGGUCACGGUGGUCGCGGGCGAUGUGACGAUACCGGUGGGUGAGGGGCGCCGGCGCAGCAGCACCCUUACGACGAUCACCACCACCACCCCCGGUAGCCCGUUACCGUACGAGGCGCUGGACGCGGUACUGCUGGAGUGCCAGGGCCCGGUACCGCUCGGUACCGUGGUCACCGGUCCCAGCACCACCAGCACCACCAGCACCACCAGCACCACCCAUCCACCGCGUCGUUCCUCCUCGAGCUCGAGCAUCUUGGUGCGGCAGCGGCGCCGCUCGCACGACAACGGUGACGACGCACACCCGCCCCCAACGCCUGCACUACCGUUUCCGCUUGCGCUGCAGCAGCACCACCACCACCACCACCACCACCACCACCAGACCACCACCGACGGCAACGGAGCCACCGGCAACGACAGCCAGCUCCGGAUCGAUAUGCGGGGCGCGACCGAGUUCUACCGGGUCGACGAGGACGGGUACCGUCCGUACACGAUCACUGUGGCCGGCACUGGCGAUGGAGCAGGAGGCAAGGUCGGCAACCACCAGCCCCUAUCGUCGAGCGGUUCGCUAGCGUCCAUCAUCACGACGUCGAUCGCGUCAUCGGAACCGGAUCAUCGGGGCGGAACCAUCAGCAGCACCGGAACCGGCAGCCUGGCCGGGCUGGAUGAGGGCGAACCAGUGGUGGUCGGUGGAUCGAAGGGCCACCCGAGGACGGCGCGCGCAGGUGAUGGCGACGGCGGGCUCGGUGGCACCAUCGGUGGUGACGCUUCGGGCAUCGGCGGCGGCGCCGGCGGUACGGAUGGCGACGGUGGUGAGGUGGUGUCGUCGGGGCGUACCGGGGCCGCUGGACUUCGGCCCGAGAAGUGGUGGCAGACGACGAUACAGAUUGCGAUCCCGUUCUUUAUCGCCGGUAUCGGUACGAUCGGUGCCGGCAUCAUACUUGGCCGUGUCGAGGGACGCAGCUCGUUCGGCGAAGACUCGACCUUUAUCAGCUUCCUGGCCUCGCACUGGAAGGUGUUCAAGCAUGUGACGGAACUGUUCAUCCUGGUGCCGGCCCUGCUCGGUCUGAAGGGUAACCUCGACAUGUGCCUCGCGUCACGGCUAUCGACCCAGGCGAACCUCGGCAACAUGACGAGCAAGCGCGAGAUCCUGCACAUGAUCGUGGGGAACAUUGCGCUGGUACAGGUGCAGGCCAUCGUUGCCGCCUUCAUCGUGUCGAUCUUCGCCAUCUCGGUGGGUGCGAUCAUGAACGGGAACUUUGUGUUCGAUCACGCGAUGCUGCUGACCGCGGCCAGCAUGUUUACCGCGACCACCUCCUGCUUCGUGCUGGACUUUGUGCUAGUGGCUGUGAUUUUACUGUCGAAUCGCUACCAGAUGAACCCGGACAACCUGGCGACACCGCUGGCGGCCUCGAUCGGUGACGUGGUUUCGAUCUCGUUGCUCUCCUUCAUCGCCACGCAACUGUUUGAUAACAUCGACACGCACCUCUGGAUCACGUUCGCCGUGAUCAUCGCCUACUUCAUGCUGUUACCGAUGUGGGUAUUCAUAGUAUUAAGGAACAAAUACACGCGCACGGUGCUAACCUCUGGCUGGGUACCGGUGCUGUCCGCUCUCUUCAUAAGCGGCAUGGGCGGACUGGUGCUGGACACGGCGGUUGGCAUUUUCAACGGGUUCGUGGUGUUCCAGCCCAUCAUCAACGGUAUCGGUGGCAAUCUCGUGUCGGUGCAGGCCAGCAAAAUCUCAACGAUGCUGCACCAGAGCUCGAUCCUGGGCAUCAUUCCGCCGCACAUCAACAUCUUCGAGCUGCCCUGGAAGGCCCUGUUCAAAGGAGUGCCGUACGCCAAGACGGCCCGCAUACUGGUGCUGAUGUCGUUGCCCGGCCAGGUCCUGUUCAUCUUCGCCGCCGACUACAUCCACAUGCAGCGCUCGACGAUCGGGGCACCGUUCGUGCUCUCCUAUCUCCUCGUCAGCACGAUCCAGAUCAUGCUGCUACUGUACAUUGCGCACGUCAUCAUCCAUCUGAUGUGGAAGUGGAAGAUCGAUCCGGACAACUCGGCCAUCCCGUACCUGACGGCCCUCGGCGAUCUGCUCGGUUCGAGCUUCCUGAUGCUGGCGUUCCUGUUUCUCCGCUCCAUCGGGCACCCGUACGGCGAGGAACCGGACGAGCAGGAGCUCGUGUUCGGCUUGCUACCGUCAACCGAGGCGGCAAGUCUGCUGGGCCCGACCACCACCAGCAGCCCCGAUGGCAGCAGUUUCGGUGGCGAUGCGUUUUCCUCUGAUCUGAUAACUGGUGCGGCCGGCAUCUAGGGCGCCCUCUCCCAUGCCGCUGAGGAUGAGUGUGAACGAGUGAGCGCACAGAAAAAGGAGAAAAAGAGAGAGCAGGGAGAGCAGGAAGAGCAGUGAGAGCAGGGAGAGAGAAAGAAAGAGAGAGAGGAAGUAACCGUACAAUAACCAAAACUCUUAAAAAAAAAACUAAACACCGCGGUUGCAGCUCCCCCUCCCCCCCAGCAAGAGCACAGUCUGUCUUUCUCUCCAUCUCUCCCUCUCUCCCUCUCUCCCUCUAUCUCACAAACACUUGCUCGAGGACACGCGUAGUUAGUGGCGUGGCGGCGAGAUCAAUUCAGAAUAAUUUGACGUCCCUGUAGCAAAACCUUCCGAACCAGACCAGAGUCCCGGGACCUCCCAAAAACCUCCGCUUCGGUCGCUCGAUAGAUAAAGGGAGCACGGCCUGGCCGCCGCUUCGUUCUGAGUUCUGGUUAAUCACGCGUCGGACGCAUCCUCUUCUUUUUCCAGUAUUAAGCGGUUAGCGUAUUAGUUUGCGUCGGUUAGCCACCCAGGUAGGCAGGACAAUGCAUUUCCCUCUUGCGCGUCCAAAAAAAAAAUAUUUCCUUCCAAAUGUGUGUGCUGACAGAGAGAGAGAGAGAGAGAGAGAGAAAAUUUGUCAAAAGGAUCGUGAGAGGAUGCAGAUAGCGAAGCAGACAGAUGACUGGCGGCUACUGGGGAAUAAUCGUGCCCGACACCAUAGGGUAAUUACUUAAUUUAUAUAUCCGCGGGUUAGCAAAAGGAAAAAAAAACAGUGUUUAAAAGAGAUAAAGACGAGCGAGAUAGAGGACGAAAAAAAAAAGAGAGAGAGAGAGAUUGGGCGAUCGACGAUCAGGCUCUCGAGAUCUGGGACGGGGCCAGGAUCAGGGCCGUACCUACCAGACAUCGACCAGCCGAUGGGGAAAAUUAUGCGGCGGCGAUGUGGUUAGUGGACGCGCAGGAAAAGGGACCCGGCGCUGGGAAGCGGUGGCGCACCGUGUUCGUCAUUUCCCAUUCAUUUCAUGUUCUUAAUUUAAACUAGCAUUACAAGCCGGCCUCCGCGCCAGACAGACGGUUCCGUCGACAUUAGUGUGUAAAGUAAAAGAAGCAGACAGACAGAGGGGGAGAGAGAAUAAACAACUAAUUAUUAGAAACGGAGCGAUGGAACAAAAUGUGAGAAGGGGAGCGUGAAGCACGGUGUUUCCAAGAAGAAGAGUUAGCAAACAGUAAUAGUAAUAGUACUAGUAGUAGUAGUAGUAGUAGUAGUAGUAGUAGUAGUAGCAGCAGCAACAUUUGAGCCGUUGUAGAAAGAAGAAACAAGAUGCAGUAGUGGGCUCCCCGUACCCCCCCGUACUCCCCCAUCGAACACACUGUGCAUUCUCUGUGCAAAGCGCCGGGGGUUCGGAGUCGGAGUGUUGCUGGUGCUCCAUUUAUGCUGGUCCGCCAUUUGCCCCUGAACUGCUAGCUAGCAUGCAUGGGGGGGGGGGGGGGGGGGGGACAUUUCACAAACGGACACCUUCACGCACUGUCCACAAAAAAACAAACCGAUGCCAUUUAACACAUCGAAAAUGGAUUUCUGUAUUUUCUUUUUCUUUUUUCUGUUUCUGUUUUAUUUCACAUCAUUUACACGCAUACAGACAAACAUGUAUAGCAGGUGUAUGCGCAUGAAAGCGUCUUUUUCUUUCUAAAGCUGCCACCUAGCGCCAAAUCGAGCUGUAAAGUCAGUCUGAGUGUUUCCGUUAAACAUAAUCGCUGUACAAUUUUUCUAAAUGUAACACUUCUGUUCAACCAUUUUUAUUGCGCUUAAAAUAUCAAGUUCCGUUCCUCAAAACGGGCUACUCGCGGACAUCGUUGGUUUUUUACCUCCAUUUGAAAAAAAUCAGUGGAAAACAAAGUGUGGUUUAAACAUUUUAAAAGUAGUGAUAUUGAUGCGAGUAUCACCAACCAGCGAAAAUUGUUAAAAGACAUAAAAAUUGCAGGCCUUGUCGGCCAAAAAAGGGUUACGUAUGAUCGUUACAAGCAACAGAAAAAAAAAUCAACCACAAAUAUCAAAAAGCGACAAUAUUGACACCUAUUUCGCGCGAUGCAAAAAGCUCCGCCACCGCCGCGCAGAAUAUCGACCAAGGACACGCCACAAUUGGUAACAAUUACCACCUGUCGCUAACGCACCAGACUUGACUCGCUGUGUAGUAGUUAUCCGCGUUUCAAUGAGAACGGCCGCAGUGUUCGGUUUUUUUUUUAUGUUAAAGAAUCUGUUUAUUCGUGACAGCAAAUUAAAUCAAUCUCUAUCAGAUGAACAUUCAUUUGUAUUCGUGGGGGGGGGGGGGGUGGGGCAGGAAAUGUGACCGAGCAGCGUUUCUUUUUUUACGAUUUGUUUGAAAAACUGAAUCGGUUUGGAAAAAAUGG